AUGGGUGCACUUUCGGCUGCUACUACGCUCAGCACGCCGCCUCAAGCCGCUCCCGCCUCAGUCACCGUUCCUGCUCCUGCUCCUGCUCCUGCUCCUGCUCCUGCACAGCAACUCCACGACCAGAUCAUCCAUCUCGAGCCACAACCAGACUCGGCCGCCAAAAGUGCUCACCAAGUCAUUCUCAGUGACCCGCAGCCUGCCCAUGCUCUCGACGACGACAACGACGACAACGACGACAACCUCGAGGCACAGCAGCAAAGCGUCGCACAUGACCCUGAACCAUCCCCAUCUGCCCACCCACACCAAGCGCAGCCGCAGUCUCACCAUCUUCAGAUCGCCAUAGAACCGACCCCGAGGCGCCAACACACCUCCACUUGCCACCGCACCUCGGAGAAAAUCGACAUUGGCAGCACAGACUCAACACGAUCCAGCUCCGAUGCGAGACAGAGCGACCAGUCGACAACAAAGCCAAGACGCACAAAGAGGAAAAGCAAACAUCCCGACGAUGACGCCACCGUCGACCGCGUCGGUUUUCGAGAGCUCUACCGCUACGCCACCGUAUGGGAUCACAUCUUUAACCUGAUUGGUCUCAUCGCCGCCGCCGCUGCAGGUGCCGUGCAACCGCUGAUGACCAUCGUCUUUGGUAGUCUCACCACCGCCUUUUUGGAAUACUCCAACGCUCUGCUCUUUAACGGCGAUAUCCUAACCGCACGCGACCACCUCGACCACGAGAUCGUCCACGGCGUCCUCUUCCUCGUCUACAUCGGUAUUGCCAUGCUCGUCGCUACCUACGUUUACAUGGCAGCUUGGGUCUACACCGGUGAGGUCAUCACCCGAAGGACCCGUGAAAAAUAUCUCGAGGCCAUCCUCCGUCAGGACAUCGCCUACUUUGACCUUGUCGGCGCCGGAGAGAUUACUACUCGCAUCCAGACCGACAUCCAACUCAUCCAGGAGGGCAUCAGCGACAAGAUCCCCAUGUCGGUCAUGUUCAUCAGCGCCUUUGUCACCGGCUUCAUCGUCGCCUAUGUCAAGUCCUGGCAGCUCGCUCUCGCCUUGAGCUCCAUGAUCCCCUGCAUCAUCAUCGCAGGCGCUCUCAUGAACGCAGUCACCGCCAAGCUUCAACAGGCCGAGCUCGACCGCGUCUCCAAGGCCGCCUCGAUCGCCGAAGAGGCUCUUGCCACCCUCCGCACCGCUAAAGCCUUUGGUAUCGAACACGACCUCGUCCAACUCUACGACCAAAGCAAUCGCCAAGCCACCCGAUUCGGCAUCAAGCGCUCCCUCUACCAAGGCAUCGGCAUGGGCGUCUUCUUCUUUGUCAUCUACAGCGGAUACGCACUCGCAUUCUACUUUGGCGCAAAACUGCUCGCCAGCGGUCACAUUGCCUCGGGCACCGUCAUGAACGUCAUCUUUUCAAUCCUCAUCGGCGCCUUUUCCAUGGCCAUGAUGGCGCCCAACAUGCAGGCUCUUUCCUACGCCUUUGCUGCCGGCGCCAAAGUGUUUGAGACCAUCGAUCGCGUUCCUCCCAUCGACAGCUCCGAUCCUAGCGGCUUGCGUCCCGAAGCGUGCCAAGGCCAUCUCGAGUUUCACCAGAUCGACUUUAGCUAUCCCACUCGACCCGAUGUGCCUGUUCUCGAAGCCUUUUCCCUCCAGGUUCCUGCCGGCAAAGUCACCGCCCUGGUCGGUGCAUCUGGCUCGGGAAAGAGCACCAUCGUCUCGCUCGUCGAGCGCUUCUACGAUCCCGAUGCAGGCGCAGUGCUGCUUGACUGUGUCGACGUGCGUGACCUCAACCUCAAGUGGCUUCGAACCCAGAUCGGCCUUGUCAGUCAGGAACCCACACUCUUCUCCACCACCAUUCGUGCCAACAUUGCUCACGGCCUCAUCAACACACCCUUCCAACACGCCUCGGAGCAGGAGCAGCAAAAACUCAUCAUCGAUGCGGCCAACAUGGCCAAUGCACAUGGCUUCAUCUCGCAGCUACCCAACGGCUACGACACCAUGGUAGGCGAGAGAGGUUUUCUGCUCUCCGGUGGUCAGAAGCAGCGCAUCGCCAUCGCCCGCGCCAUUGUCAAGAACCCGAGCAUCUUGUUGCUCGACGAAGCCACUUCAGCGCUCGACACCCAGUCGGAAGCCGUAGUUCAGGAUGCCUUGGAACAGGCCAGUCAGAACAGGACUACCAUCACCAUCGCCCAUCGCUUGUCCACCAUCAAGAAUGCCGACAAGAUCGUCGUCAUGGGCAAAGGCGUCAUCCUUGAAACCGGACAGCACAACGAGCUGCUCGAGCUCAACGGUGCAUAUGCUCAACUCGUCGAUGCGCAAAACAUUCGUGCCAAGGUGGGCAACAAGAUUGUCGAAGAGGGCGUCAUUGACGAUGACGAUGACGACGACGAUCAACAAGCUGCCCAGCCAGCCAAGUUUGUCGCCUCCAAUGCCAAAGUCCCCCUUGCCGUCACCGAUGACGCGAAAGCUGCCGUCCGACAAGAAGCCAAAGCCGAGAUGCCCGCCGGACUCGAAAAGAGCGUCACACAUCAAAGCGUCGCCAGUGCUAUUCUACAUCAACGCCAACGCGAGCAAGCCACCAGGGACGAGGAGCCAGAAAAAAUCCCCUCGAUCUUCUACCUGCUCUACCGCCUCGCCAAGAUCAACCGCGAUCAUGUUUUCACCCUCUACGUGCCCGGCGUCAUCGCCUCGAUCUGUUCCGGCGCUGCCUACCCGUGCUUCUCGCUCUUGUUCGGCCACGCGUUGCAGAACUUUUCGCUCUGCAGUGCUAUCGGUGGCGGAGCUUGCCCGGAACCUGCACGCAGUACCAUGUUGCACGACGCAAAUCUCUGGGCGCUCUACUUUUUUGUGAUUGCCAUCCUUUGUACUUUGGCCAUCUCGAUCCAGACGUAUACGCUGAUGAAGGCAUCUUGUGUGCUCAUGGAGCGCAUGCGACGGAUGUCGCUUUUCGCCUACCUUCGAGCCGACGUAUCCUACCACGACCAAGACGCGCAUUCUUCCGGAGCCCUUAGCAACUCGUUGGCUGACAAUUCGCAAAAGAUCAACGGUCUCGUCGGAGUGACGUUGGGAACCAUCAUCCAGUCGAUCUCGACGCUGGUCACCGGUGCGAUCAUUGCGCUUGCCAACGGAUGGAAGCUAUCGCUCGUGGUGAUUGCUUGCAUCCCUCUGACGCUCUCCGCAGGGUUUGUGAGGUUGCACCUCGUCGUUCUCAAGGAUGCAAGGCUCAAGACAGCCUACGAGGGCUCGGCGGCCAAAGCAUGCGAGGCGGCGGGAGCAAUGCGGGUGGUUGCCUCGCUUACACGUGAACAAGACUGCCUCGAGAUAUACCGUCGAGAACUGGAUGCUCCUAGUCGGAUAUCAAGAAACACAGCGUUCUACGGCAACUUUCUGUACGCUGUUUCGCAAGCGUUGCAAUUCUGGAUCAUUGGUCUCGGCUUUUGGUACGGCUCGAAAUUGCUCAUCAGUGGAGAGUACACCUCGGGUCAAUACUUUACUAUUCUGACCGCGGUGGUCUUCGGAUCGAUCCAAGCGUCCAACGCGUUUUCGUUUGUGCCGGACAUUUCAAAUGCCAAGACAGCUGCUUGGGAUAGCAUUAAGCUACUUGAUAUGGUUCCCGAGAUCGACGUGACGAGCGACCAAGGAGAGGUGUUGGACAAGGUCGAGGGCCAUGUGAGGUUGGACAAGGUUCAUUUUAGAUAUCCGACGCGGCCGACAGUUAAGGUGUUGCGAGGAGUUGACAUUGAGGUGAAGCCAGGAACGUUUGUUGCGCUCGUAGGUGCAUCGGGGUGUGGGAAGAGUACGACGGUGCAGCUGAUGCAGAGGUUUUACGAUCCACUUUCGGGGAGGGUGUUGAUAGAUGGAAAGGAUAUUCGCACAUUGAAUCUGGCUGAGAUUCGCAAGCACAUGGCGUUGGUGUCGCAGGAACCUACACUGUACGAUGGCUCGAUUGAGUUCAACAUCCGAUUGGGGGCGUUCCAAGAUGCGUCGAGCGUGAGUAUGGAUGAUCUUCGUGCUGCCGCUGCAUCGGCCAACAUCUUAGCAUUUAUCGAGUCUCUGCCGGAUAAGUGGGAUACGCAGGUGGGUGCGAAAGGGACCCAACUAUCUGGAGGUCAAAAGCAACGCAUUGCGAUUGCUAGGGCGCUUAUCCGCAACCCACGCAUCUUGCUGCUGGACGAAGCAACGUCGGCGCUCGAUUCAGAUAGCGAAAAGCUGGUCCAGGAAGCACUCGAUAAGGCGGCUGCUGGCCGAACCACAAUUGCCAUCGCACAUAGGCUCAGCACCAUCUCACGCGCUGACCUCAUCUACGUCCUCAAAGACGGCAAAGUGCACGAACAUGGCUCCCACAUCGAUCUUCUGAAUCGAAAUGGCGUCUAUGCAGAUCUCGUCAGAAUGCAGCACCUCCACGCACAUGAUUAG
Molecule: messenger RNA, 4413 nt
Organism: Mycosarcoma maydis (corn smut)
Lineage: Eukaryota; Fungi; Basidiomycota; Ustilaginomycetes; Ustilaginales
Product: putative Leptomycin B resistance protein pmd1
Exons: 1
Coding region: 1-4413 (1470 amino acids)
Biological process (GO): transmembrane transport
Cellular component (GO): membrane
Molecular function (GO): ATP binding; ABC-type transporter activity; ATP hydrolysis activity
Source: RefSeq, a predicted model, not a curated record